Molecule: messenger RNA, 1446 nt
Organism: Leptosia nina
Lineage: Eukaryota; Metazoa; Arthropoda; Insecta; Lepidoptera; Pieridae
Source: the annotation of a GenBank genome assembly
AUGAUCGUAACGACUUUUAAAAGCAACAGCGUGAUAUUAAAAAAAAUUUUGGACAUUCGACCAUUAUAUUCGGCAGUGAGGCAAAAUUCGCAAAAUGUGGAAGAUAUUUUGUGUCUCCGCGGGGAGAAGGAGAGUUACAACUUUAAAGAGAAGUAUAGAGUUUUGGACGAGAAGGAUUACUUCAGGUUCUUCAGUAAGAGGUCUAUGAAACGGGAACCGGCUCUGACUAGGUCGUUGACCUCCAUGGUGUACAAAAUCGGAAAGCAAAUGAUAUCGCUGGCCGAAGGCAUGCCCAACGAGGGGACCUUCCCCUUCAACCACCUGGAGAUGAACCUGAAGAGCGGGAGUAAGCUGGUUCUCGAAGAGCAGGAAUUGGCUAAGGCUUUACAAUACCUGCCCUCGCAGGGACUGCCAGAUCUGCUGAAACUCUUGCGUGAGUUGCAGCAGGACCUGCACUGCCCUCCGUCCCUGGACCGUGACGUCAUCGUGACCAACGGCGCCCAGCACGGCAUCUACCAGUGCUUUGAUAUGUUCGUUGACCCCGGAGACCCCGUCAUCACCACCGAGUAUACGUUCACGGGAGCCAACAGCGCGCUCCGUCCCUAUGAUCCUGAACUGCUGGCGAUUCCUGAAGACGAUUUCGGGCUCAUACCGGAAACCCUGGAAGCAGUGCUCGAAGAGCGAUCAUCCCGAGGUCUAAAGAUGCCGCGGGUUAUGUACCUAAUCCCAACCGGGAACAACCCCACGGGAACCAUCCUCCCCGCCUGGAGGAGAAAGCGGAUCUAUGAGUUGGCUUGCAAAUAUGACUUCCUUAUCAUCGAAGAUGAUCCGUAUGCAUUUCUGUAUUAUUCCCAGGAGAAAGUACCAUCUUUUCUCUCCAUGGACCAAUGCGGGCGCGUGAUUCGCCUGGACUCCGUGUCCAAAGUCAUCUGUGCUGGACUGAGAGGGGCCUGGAUGACAGCGCCCAGCUCCAUCAUAGAGCGAGCUGAGCUGCACUCCCAGUCGGAAUUGCUCCAUUCUUGCACCCUCUCACAGGUGAUAUUACAUCGUCUCAUCUCUCAAAGGAGUGAUCUCGCAGCGCACAUCCACUCGGCGCGAUCUUUCUACGAACGACGUUGCACUGCGUUGGGUACUGCUCUGCGCAGUUUAUCUCACUUGGCCCAUUGGGUUGAACCGAAGGCCGGUUUGUUCUAUUGGCUGAGGCUUCAAGGCAUCAGCGACGUACAUAAUAUGACAUUCCGCACCGCUCUCGAACACGGCCUAAUGCUCUGCCCGGGGCAAGCCUUCCAAUACGAGCACAGCGCCCCCUCGCAGCAUCUCCGGCUGACAUUCACAAGAAUCAAACUAGACGACAUCGAAACGGCGGUGCGCCGUCUAGCGGAGGUCAUUCAAAUUGAACAGAAACUGCAAGAGAGGGAACCGCAGAGGUUGGCUACCGAACGAUAG